Molecule: messenger RNA, 435 nt
Organism: Gongylonema pulchrum
Lineage: Eukaryota; Metazoa; Nematoda; Chromadorea; Rhabditida; Gongylonematidae
Source: the annotation of a GenBank genome assembly
AUGCUUGUGGAACACUGCCGCAAAGCAUCACAGUUUUUCAUCAAACUCAACGGUGCGCGGCCGCUGCUCCAAUAUCGACGCUUGCGGAAUAACAUCCUGGAGUUAACGCAUACUGAAGUACCGCCUGAUUUGCGUGUUGUCAUGCUUGUGGAACACUGCCGCAAAGCAUCACAGUUUUUCAUCAAACUCAAUGGUGCGCGGCCGCUGCUCCAAUAUCGACGUUUGCGGAAUAACAUCCUGGAGUUAACGCAUACUGAAGUACCGCCUGAUUUGCGUGGUAAGGGUUUUGGUAGGCAGCUUUGCAAGGAGGUAUUCAAAUUUGCAAAAGAGGAAAAUCUGAAGAUUGUGCCGACAUGUUCCUACUGUCGCAGAUACGCAAACGAAUGGGCGACGCCCGAAGAGCGAGAACUCGUCGUUAAAAGUGUUCAGUGCUAA